Messenger RNA from Dovyalis caffra, 495 nucleotides. NCBI's taxonomy places the organism in Eukaryota, Viridiplantae, Streptophyta, Magnoliopsida, Malpighiales, Salicaceae. The record is from the annotation of a GenBank genome assembly.
AUGAGCCGAAGGCCCCUUCCUCAACGAUUCAAUCCAACCAAAAUAGUUGGAGAAGAGAAAGAGGUUUUCACUUGCCCUCCUCCUUCUCCUCCAGCCCCUCGUUCUUCGUUCAUGCCGAACGUUGCUUCUGUAAGUUCGAGGGAGCCAUGUAUCUCCACUCACACUACCAUAUCUGCCAAGUUGACCUAUGCAAUUCUGGUUUCUUAUUUGCUGAAGAUUAAGAAGCUGCUCUUCUCUCUCGCCCCAAGCAACCCCCAAGCUCCCUAUACUCCACACCCGCAACUUCCUCCAAGCUCCAGUAGGCUACCGUGCGCAGCAGCUCCAGCCCAAGCUCAGGCCACCCAACGCCUUGCCCGCGCACGAGCAGCAGAGAAAAUUUGGAAAUUCAUGCCUGUGUUUCAUAUUCACAUCAGAGAGUACUCAAAGAUGGUAGCAGUAGCACUUUAUAUCAAAAAUUACAAUGGAGCAUUAUUUCGCCAAUACCCUGGACCAUGA